GGGCCAAAACAAAAGGAUGCACACAGAAGAGCCAGAGCGAGUGGUGUGCUUCUAAACAUUAUGUCUGUCCUUCGAAAAGAAAAAAGUUGUGGCAAACUGUAGAAAACUCAAAGCACUGAAGAACACAGGUCGCACAGUAUGACCCGCUUCAUUCCCACAUAUGGCGACAGGGGCUGAAGUAGGCCACACAUUUCUGUGUGUGUGCCAGUAUAGCACACUGUGUUAAGAAGUAUUUAACAACAGCAGGGAGUGUUUCGUCUCCCCUUUAGGCCCAAAGGGAGGUUGUUGUUGUGUGAUGCAGAACAUCCUCGAUCAGAACUUAGACAUGGCGACAGCUCUACUCGCCGGCGAGAAGCUGAAGGAGCUGAUCCUACCAGGCUCCUCUCAGGAUGAGAGGGGCGGGGCACUGGCCAGCCUCAUGGUGCAGCUCAAACUCGAGCUGCCCUUUGAUCGUGUUGUUACUAUAGGGACGGUCAUCAUCCCCAUUCUGCUGGUCACCCUCGUUUUCACAAGGAACUUUGCAGAGGAGUCCAUAUACUGUUACACACCACACAACUUUACUAGAGACCAGGCGCUGUACGCAAGAGGCUACUGCUGGACGGAUCUGCGGGAUGCUGUGCCUGGUGUGGAGUCUCACCUUUGGCCUUCACUAUUUGAACACAAGUUCCUGCCCUAUGCCCUGCUGGCCUUCGCUGGAAUCAUGUACAUUCCUGCUUUGGGCUGGGAGUUUCUUGCAUCUACACGGCUCACUUCAGAGCUCAAUUUCCUGCUUCAAGAGAUUGAUAACUGCUAUCAUCGAGCUGCUGAGGGCCGAGCCCCAAAGAUCGAGAAGCAGAUCCAAUCCAAAGGACCUGGCAUAACUGAGAGGGAGAGGAGGGAGAUCAUAGAGAAUGCAGAGAAGGAGAAAAGCCCUGAGCAGAAUCUGUUUGAGAAAUAUUUGGAGAGACGAGGCCAAAGUAACUUUCUGGCCAAGCUUUACCUGGCACGUCACCUGGCUAUUAUCUGCCUCAGUUCCAUCCCCAUUUCCUACCUGAGCGCCUACUAUGCCCGUCAAAGGCAGAAUGAGUUCACCUGUGCACUGGGUGAGCCCCCAGACAUUAGCAGCUAUGCAGAGCUGAAGCUCAGGGUUAAUUGUAAGCUGCCUGCUGUGCAGCUGCAGCGCAUCAUGGCUGCAGUAGAUAUUGCUCUGCUCUGCACCAUGAACCUUAUCAUCCUGGUUAAUUUGCUGCACUUGUUUGUGGUGCGCAAGUCCAACUUUGUGUUUGACAAAUUGCAUAAAGUGGGUAUUAAAACACGGCGACGGUGGCAGAAGUCUCAGUUCUGUGAUAUCAACAUCCUGGCCAUGUUCUGCAAUGAGAACAGGGACCACAUCAAGUCGCUCAAUCGGCUGGACUUCAUCACCAAUGAGAGUGACCUCAUGUAUGACAAUGUGGUCAGGCAGCUGUUGGCUGCACUUGCACAAUCCAACCACGAUUCUACACCCACUGUGAGGGACUCUGGUAUACAGACAAUUGAUCCCAAUAUGGAUCUUGGAGUGGGAGAGAUGGGUGGGGAGCCGCUGGUCAUCAAACGGUCCCGCAAGAAGAUUAAAUGGAUGCCAAGUUCAAAUCCUCUGCCUCAGCCAUUCAAGGAACCCCUCACCCUAACACGCCUGGAAAAUAACACCAAGCCUGAAAAACCCAAACCACUCAGAAGAAAGACAGUAGCAGACAGCUUCAUUGCACCUCUUCUGGAUAGCAAGAGCACACAACAUUCUGCAACAAAAGAUCUAAGUGGGAUGGAGAAAAAGCACACUCGAAACUUCUCUCUGGACGUCCAUCCAUAUAUGCUGACCAUUCGUAAGCCCAAGGUGCAGGCCACAACCACAGAACCUCUACCCUCUGAGCACAACAUGGAUACAGUGUACCUUGAAGGCACACACACUAUAGUUCAUGUGUCUGGCGCAAUUACAGAAACUAAGGUAUGCUCUCCGGAAUCGACCAACACUGCCUUUUCUACAGUGACCCUGCCCACUACUACUUACGUAAAUGGCGUGAGCCCGAACCCUCCCUCCAGCGAGGACGCCCUCAGUCCCAAGUCCUCUCCUCCGCCAAGGGAGCCUCUCACUCAGACGGAAAACCCUGAGUGUCAGCCUCCACCCCUGACCAGAGCCCCUACGCAUCAGCUGCUCAGUAUACAUCACACUCUCUUUGAGGCAGAGGAGGAUGAAGAAAACCGUAGAGACAGACUGGCAGAGAGACCUGGGGAACUCAUUGCUGCUGGAGAAUGUUGAAGAUCAAGAAAAAGAGGAACGCUGACUGAGAUUUCUUUCCCCAAUACUACACUCUGCACACAUGACCACCAUGUCAAUCACCUCCUAUCAACAACCACCUCUACUCUUUAGAUUAACUGACACUGCUGUGAUGGGUGGAUUGGGCAGAAAUUAGACAGUGUGAAAAUUACGUGGGACUCUAGUAGUUAUUAAAGCUGAAGGACUUGAGGAAAAUGAUUCAGAGAUGAUAAGACAAAAGUUUGUUUAUUUGACAAUGUUGACCAGAGUAUUACUGUAGGAAAUGAUGUCACAUUCAUGUCUCAGGAUGACUGUGUACAGCUGAACACCCUCCAACAAAACCAGCAGCGAUAUAAUUCAACAGGGUGCUACAGUGCAGGAUCAGACAGCUAUUUUGAAAAAGGCCUACAGAGAUGAUGAGCGGCAAUGAGAGAUGAGUGAGCUUUCAAAAAAAAAAAACUUAUACAUUUGCAUAUCUGCAAAGAGGACUGUUUUACGGCUUCAAACAAAAAUGUAUUUUAAACACAUAUGAUAACGCUUAGUCCCUUUAUCCCAAUAGCCCAGUAGAAAGGUAGCUCAUGCAAUACAGUUGUUGAGAUCUGCACAAGUAAUAUGCAAAAGAUCACAAUAUAUGUGUGGCAAUAAUGUAUGCGCUUGCAGCAUCCUAUUUCACAGAAUGCUAUAUGUGUGUAGACAUGGUAUUAGUGUUUGUAGGGUUUUUAAAAUAUGACACACAUUUCACGGCUUUAUCAUUGCCAUUUCACUGUUGAUUAGGAAAUAUGUAGGCCUUUCAGAUCUUGAAUAUAUUUGCACUUCAUUAAUAAUAGGCAAAUUGGCGUAUUGUAUUAAGGAACAACAAAAGAACAGACAAAGCAAUGAAAGUGUGGCAUUGUAAGGUGACGUGUAACUACAAUAUGGCUCUG
Messenger RNA from Scatophagus argus, 3192 nucleotides. RefSeq names its product pannexin 2 (gene panx2). Lineage: Eukaryota; Metazoa; Chordata; Actinopteri; Scatophagidae. Bases 296 to 2272 code for a protein of 658 amino acids. The transcript has 5 exons. The record is from RefSeq and is a predicted model, not a curated record. Gene Ontology annotation, molecular function: channel activity. Gene Ontology annotation, biological process: positive regulation of interleukin-1 production; monoatomic cation transport.